Gossypium raimondii (Peruvian cotton) is the source of this 1304-nucleotide messenger RNA. RefSeq lists its product as uncharacterized. Lineage: Eukaryota; Viridiplantae; Streptophyta; Magnoliopsida; Malvales; Malvaceae. The record is from RefSeq and is a predicted model, not a curated record. The transcript has 9 exons. The coding region runs from base 116 to 1018 and encodes 300 amino acids. Gene Ontology annotation, cellular component: EMC complex. Gene Ontology annotation, biological process: protein folding in endoplasmic reticulum. Gene Ontology annotation, molecular function: protein binding.
AAAACGAGUUGACCCAUUAUAGAGAUCCAAAACACAGGCCACUAGCCAGAGUAGAGAGAGAAACCAAAAACAGAGCAAAAGAAAAAGAAAAACGCCUGCAUUGAGAGAGAGAGAGAUGGUGAGUAAAACAGAGGAGACCCAAUUGAACAGGCUUGAAAACCAGGUAGACAAUGGAGGAGGAGGUGCUUGGGAGUAUCUUUGCCUUGUCAGGAAGCUCAAAGUUAGGCGUUCAGAGAAAGUCUUGAAGUAUGGCUUAUCGAUCUUAAACGACCCCAAAAAACGAUCUGCUCUUGGCCCUGAAGAAUGGACUCUAUAUGAGCAGCUAGCUAUUGCUGCUAUGGAUUGCCAAUGUCUCGAUGUUGCAAAGGAUUGCAUAAAGGUUUUGCACAAGAAAUUUCCGGAGAGCAAAAGGGUUGGCAGGCUGGAUUGCAUGUUGCUUGAAGCAAAGGGAUCCUGGGCUGAGGCAGAAAAAGCUUACUCAAGCCUUUUAGAGGACAAUCCACUUGAUCAAGUAAUACAUAAGAGGAGAGUAGCCAUGGCAAAAGCUCAAGGAAAUAUUUCAGUGGCUAUUGAAUGGCUUAAUAAAUAUCUUGAGAUAUUUAUGGCUGAUCAUGAUGCUUGGAGAGAACUUGCAGAUAUAUAUCUCUCCCUACAAAUGUACAAGCAAGCAGCAUUCUGCUAUGAGGAGCUUCUUUUGUCUCAUCCUACAGUUCCAUUAUAUCAUUUGACCUAUGCUGAUGUACUCUACACACUCGGUGGACUAGAAAACCUUCAAACUGCCAAGAAAUAUUAUGCAUCCACUAUUGAUUUGACGGGGGGUAAGAACACCCGAGCACUUCUCGGAAUUUGCUUGUGCACCUCGGCCAUAGCUCGGCUUUCAAAAGGAAGGAGCAAGGAAGACAAGGAGAGUCCAGAGCUCCAGUCUUUGGCAGCAAAAGUGUUAGAGAAAGAAUACAAGCAAAGAGCCGCAGACAAGCUCGGUUUGCUUACUUCUGCUUUAAGAAGUUUGAAAAUUUAGUCUUAACACUGAUGACAUCGAUUUAACACUUGAAUUAUUGCCCCAUACUCUAGAAUAGAAAAAGGUGUUGAACUUGAAGAUAAUUUCCGGUUCUAAAGAUUUCAAAAUGUCUUAGUCUUCGAUGAAUUCAAGUUACAAGUUGCCAUUCAUGUGUGCUUUCCACUUUAUUUUGCCAUUCUUGUCAUCUAUUUUGAGAGGUCUUGAUGGAUUAUUCAGUACACUGCUAUCAAAACAAGACUAAUUUAUGAUAUAAAGUUUCCACCCUCCUUGAGUUCUUGAUGUAUUA